CCGCCCCGCUGGCCCCUGGCACCGGCAGGGUGGCACUUGGCUCGCUGCCAUCAGCUGGCUUCAGGGGUGAGGCUGCUGGCCGGGCGGCCCGGAGAGGGGCUUUGGGGGAGCUCUCCUCUCCCCCAGGAAGCGCCAUGGGCCCCUCUGGACCCCCUCACACCACCUAGACUCGUCUCCAGCCAGCAGCACCUCUCAACCCCGAGGGCAGCAGGAUGGCCCAGCAGCGCCAUGCCAUCCCCCCACCACUCAAGACGGAGGAGGACUACAUCCCCUACCCGAGCGUGCACGAGGUGCUGGGCCGGGAGGGGCCGUUCCCCCUCAUCCUCCUGCCGCAGUUCGGGGGUUACUGGAUUGAGGGUACCAACCACCAGCUGAGCGGGGCCCCUGACUCGCCCCCCACGCCGGUACCUGGCGCCCGGGCAAAGCUGGAGGGCAACCACACAGCCAAGAUCUACCGCAAGCACUUCCUGGGCAAGGAGCACUUCAACUACUACUCCCUGGACCCGGCGCUGGGACACCUCGUCUUCUCCCUCAAGUACGAUGAGCAGGAGCACCUCCACCUGCUGCUGCGCACCCGUGCCCGCACCCUACAUGAUGUGGUGCCCAUUUCCUGCCUGGCCGAGUUCCCCAACGUGGUGCAGAUGGCCAAGCUGGUAUGCGAGGACGUCAACGUGGAUCGCUUCUACCCCGUGCUCUACCCCAAGGCAUCCCGCCUCAUCCUCGCCUUUGACGAGCACGUGCUCAGCAACCACUUCAAAUUUGGGGUCAUCUACCAAAAACUGGGGCAGGUAUGGGGUGGGGUGGGGGUUAGGGUGGGGGGAGUCCCUGGGUGCGUGCUGGCACCAAUCCCCACCCCACUGCAGACCUCCGAGGAGGAGCUUUUCGGGACCACGGAGGAGAGCCCCGCCUUCGCCGAAUUCCUCGACGUCCUGGGUCAGCGAGUGCAGCUGCGGGACUUCAAGGGGUUCCGAGGGGGGCUGGAUGUGACCCACGGACAGACAGGCAGCGAGUCGGUCUAUUGCCACUUCCGUGACAAGGAGAUCAUGUUCCACGUCUCCACCAAACUGCCCUACACCGAGGGAGAUGCCCAGCAGCUGCAGCGGAAGCGUCACAUCGGCAACGACAUCGUGGCCAUCGUCUUCCAGGACGAGAACACACCGUUCGUCCCCGACAUGAUCGCCUCCAACUUCCUCCACGCCUUCGUGGUGGUGCAGCUGGAGCAGGGGGGCCCCCAGGGCACCCUCUACAAGGUCUCGGUCACCGCCCGGGACGACGUGCCCUUCUUCGGCCCGCCGCUGCCCGACCCCGCCGUCUUCCGGAAGGGCCCCGAGUUCCAGGAGUUCCUGCUGACCAAGCUCAUCAACGCCGAGUACGCCUGCUACCGGGCCGAGAAGUUCGCCAAGCUGGAGGAGCGGACGCGGGCGGCGCUGCUGGAGACGCUGCACCCGUCCCCUCCCUCUCCGUCCCCUCCCUCUGUCACCUGCCGCCGUCCCCUCCCUCUGUCACCUGCCGCUGUCACCUCGCUGCCGUCGCCUCCCCGCAGGGACGGCCCGGCAGCCGCCGACGGCUCCAGCUCCACACACAGCUCCCCCGAGAGCCGCCGGAACCCCGACAGGGCCGAGAAGCCGGAGCCGCCGGAUUUCUCCCGCUCCUCCUCCAGCGCCAGCAGCUUCGGCAGCGCCGCGGAGGAGCCCGGCGAGCCGGGACGGGACAGCCGCUUGCCCUCGGGGAGCCACCGCGACGCCUUCAGUGACACCCCCUGGCCGGAUGAGCCCCCCGAGACCCCCCCAGACCGCUGCCCGCCUGACUCCCCCUGCCCUGAGAUCAAAAUCCACCUGGAGCAGCCCCCCCAUAAUCCGAGUUCAUAGCCACCCCCUCACCCGCGGGGGUGUCACCGCUUCGCCCGCUCUGUGUGCCACCCCUGUGCCAGGAGCUGAAGCCAUCGUCCCCGGUGCAGGAUUUGAGGGGACUCUCCAAAAAAAUUGGGAUGUGCCCCCCUCCAGACAAUCUCUGUCACCCCAAAAACCCCUUGGGCGAGGGGGUGAUGCACCACGAAGGGGCCCCCCUCUGCCGUGACCCCAAAAUGAAGAGUGGGUGCAACCCCAGCAUCAUCCCCUCCCCCCAAGAAAAGAGGGGAUUCAAAUCCAGGGUAACCCCAAAGUGGAGUUCCCCCUCCCCCCCUUUUUUUUUAAGGGAAAAAAGUUCCGGAAUGGGCCGGAGGCUGGAACUGGGGGGAGGGGAGAAAUAUUUUUUCACACCCUCCCAAACUGUGUUUGUGUUUCCCGUGAGUUCUGUAUAAAAUAAAGGUUUAUUUAUCGCUACAGUGGGGAGGCGUCUCCAAUAUCUAAAGGGUCCCCAAAAGCCCAAACAUCAGUGGGGACUGUCAAAACACUCAUUUGGGGGGUCAUUUAGCCACAAGUUGGGGUUUCAUAACAGCCCGGCUGAGCCAAGCCUAUCGUUGAUGGUCCCUAUUUUUGGAGUGCUGCGAGUACCCCAAAAUAUGGCCGGCAAUGCCCUCACCUCCCCCAAAAAAGUGCCUCUUUCGGCUCUGCUGGUCAGCCUGGCGUCAGGAGUGGCAUUUGGCCCCGGCCCAGGUGGCCACCGGCGUCCUGC
Molecule: messenger RNA, 2613 nt
Organism: Ficedula albicollis (Collared flycatcher)
Lineage: Eukaryota; Metazoa; Chordata; Aves; Passeriformes; Muscicapidae
Gene: RAP1GAP
Product: RAP1 GTPase activating protein
Exons: 18
Coding region: 213-1868 (551 amino acids)
Biological process (GO): activation of GTPase activity; regulation of small GTPase mediated signal transduction
Cellular component (GO): membrane; cytoplasm
Molecular function (GO): GTPase activator activity
Source: RefSeq, a predicted model, not a curated record